Messenger RNA from Danio rerio (zebrafish), 3358 nucleotides. Lineage: Eukaryota; Metazoa; Chordata; Actinopteri; Cypriniformes; Danionidae. The record is from RefSeq and is a predicted model, not a curated record.
UGCUCUCUCUCUCUCUCUCUCUCUCUCUCUCUCUCUCUCUCUCUCUCCUCCUCCUCCUCCAGUCUUCAUCAGAUGUUCAUCAGUGCUGCAGCAGCGUCUGACAGGAGCAUCAGCAGAUCUACAGGUGAAGAUGGCGCAGGUGUUGCUGCUGCUGCUGAUCGCUCUGCUGACCCCAGGGCAGCUCCUCACUGAUACACCUGUGCAGGUGCGCAUCACUGACAGCUGUGCACAGCUCCGCCCCCGGGAGACCCUGCUGGACCUGGAGCCCGACUCUCCACUAGUGCUGACCCAUCGCAUCCGCCUGCUGUCGGGCCCCGGGGCCGCCUGUGCUCAGUGUGGGGGGGAGCUGACGGGGCUGCAGGAGCGCAUGGAGCAGCUGGAGAGACAGGUGUCAGAGCUGAGGGAGAGAUGUGGAGGAGCAGAGGGGUGCUGCGGGAGCCAGCAGAGCAGAGGUUCUGUCUGCUCCACUGUUCGGCCCUCGACUGAUGCGUGUCCAGACGGCUGCAGUGAGCAGGGCCGCUGUGUGGAGGGCAGGUGUGUGUGUGACUCCGGCUUCACGGGGCCCGACUGCUCUGUUAAAGCGUGUCCAGAUGACUGUAAUGACAGGGGCCGUUGUGUGGACGGGCUGUGUGUGUGUGACUCCGGCUUCUCGGGGCCCGACUGCUCCAGCAAGAGCUGCCCCAACAGCUGCAGUAACAGGGGCCGGUGUGUGCGGGGCCGCUGCGUGUGCCGACGCGGCUUCACAGGGCCCGACUGCAGCCAGUGCCAGCCGGGCUUCAGCGGGGAGAACUGCGACACCCCACUGAUGGGUGUUUCGCGUCUCAGCACUCGAGACAUCAGCGAGUCUUCAGUGACAGUGUUCUGGACGCCGCCGCCGCUGCUCUAUGACACCUACCACAUCAGCUUCAGCAGCAGCAAGGAAACGGAGCAGAAAAUAAGCUCCCGGAUCAGCGGCAGACUGAGCUCCUACACGCAGACGGGCCUGGCCGCCGGACAGGAGUAUACGGUCACCGUCACUGGAGAGAAAGACGGCGUGAUGGGAGCGGAGAGCGCAGCGCAGUUCACUACCCUGAUCUCAGGGCCCAGAAACCUGCGGGUGGUGAAGACGAGCACCACCUCCGUCAUCGUCCAAUGGGAGAAGGCGCAGGGGGAGAUUGAUAGGUAUGUCCUCUCUGUUGCACCCAAUCAGACAGAUGGAUCGAGCGGACCCCGGGAGAUGUCCCUCCCCCCGGAGAGAGACUCCGCCCAGAUUGAGGGUCUGCACGCGGGCCGCCUGUAUGAGGUAUCGGUGAUGGCAGAGCAGGGCUCGACCCGGAGCCUGCCGGCCAGAGCUCAGGCCACUCCUGGUCCGGAGCCUCCGUCUGCUCUGCUGUUCAGUGAUGUGACCGACAGCUCCUUCACCGUCACCUGGAAAAAACCCAAGAGCAAAGUGUCUGGAUUCAAGAUCACACACACACAUGUGCAGGAAGGUGAGCCCAUCUCUGUCAGUGUGGACUCAGAAACUCUGCGUCUGGAUGUGUCCUCCAGGGCUCCGGGCUCCACAUAUGAGGUGCGGGUGGUGUCGGUGCUCGGGCAGGACGAGAGUGACCCCAUCACAGACACCGUCACCACCCUGCCGGACGCUCCCACACACCUGCAGGCCAUCAAUGUGACGGACAGUGAAGCUCUGCUGAUCUGGAGACCGGCUCUGGCCACUGUAGACCACUACAGGAUCCUCUACAGUCCUGAGGCAGCUCGAGAUUCUGCCGUGUCCAUCAGUGUGUCGGGGAACGCAGCGCAGCAUCACCUGCAGUCGCUCCACUCCUCCACCCGUUACACCGUCAGCAUCAGCAGCCGGCGGGGGGGGCAGAGCAGCUCCAGCAGCAGCACAGCCUUCAGCACCACCAGCGGUGCUGGACGGGCAGAGGAUGGUCCUCGUGACCUGAAGGCCACACAGGUGACCCCCCGCAGCGCAGUGUUGUCAUGGAGACCACCUGAAUCUCCCAUCAGCGGAUACAGGCUGAGCUACUACACUGACCAGCAGGACAGGAAGGAGCUGGUUCUGGAUGCCGGGGUCUCAGAGCUGCAUCUGCGCCACCUCGUGCCCUCAUCAGUGUACACUGCGCAGCUGCAGGCGGAGAGAGCAGGACUGCACACACACACCGUCCACACACACUUCACCACCGGCAGUCUCCGCUUCCCCUUCCCCACAGACUGCUCUCAGGAGCGGCUGGUGUUUCAGAGAAGAAAAGACGGAAAGACAAACUUCUUCAGGCGCUGGAGGGAGUACAGCAGCGGCUUCGGGACACUGGACGGAGAGUUCUGGAUGGGGAAUGAGCUGCUCCAUAACUUCACCCAGUCGGUGCCGAUGGAGCUGCGUGUGGAUCUGCGGGCCGGGUCAGAGUCAGCGUUUGCUCGAUACUCCUCCUUCACCAUCGACACCGCCAAGAAGCACUACACACUGCGCGUCGCAGGAUACUCGGGCAGCGCCGGAGACUCUCUGUCGUACCACAGCGGUCGGCCGUUCUCGGCGCGGGACAGAGACCCUCGGCCCUUCAUCACCCGCUGCGCCAUGUCCUACAGGGGUGGAUGGUGGUACAAGAACUGCCACGAGGCCAACCUGAACGGCCUGUACAACACCAGCUCCAACCACCAGGGUGUGAUCUGGACGGCGUGGAAAGGCCAGGAUUUCUCCAUUCCCUUCACUGAGAUGAAGUUCCGGCCGGCUUCAUUCAAACUCUGAAGCUGAAAAUCCUGAACAUCCACACCAGCGCAACACACACACGGGAAUACAGCCGCUCACCUGCAGUGUGUGUGUUCAACUGUACAGUUUCUAUUUCAGGUGUUAAUGUGGCGUAUUCAGACUCACUCAGAGGGAUUAGCUCUGUCCGUCUGUCUGAUACAGAGGUCUGUCAGUGAUAGAUGUAUAUAGUGAAGAUCUUGAUGAAGAGCUAAACUGCACCAUUCUGAGCACAAUGUUGUCUCACAUGCUAAAACUGACCAGCUCAUGGCCAGAAAACAGGAGAGAAGAGUGUAGUGAAGCUGAACAGCAGAAUCAGAGCUCAGAAACAUCAUUACAGCAUUAAUAAUCUCACAGACUCUUAAUAUCCUGCACCUUACAGCUUCUGCAGUCACUAAAGGAGAUGCUCAGUGUUCAGCCAGCGCUCCGCGUGCGUGCGCGUGUGUGUGUGUGUGUGUAUCUGCUGUUUUCCUCUAGAGCUUCAUCAGAGAGUAUGUGCUGGUGACAGGAUAUCAGGUCUUUAUAUUGGUGUUAUAUUUUUGCAGGAAACUCUCUCUGUAUAAUCUGUGUUUAAGAAUCUUUCCAGCAACACCGUCUCCUACAGCACGCUUCAGCAAUAAAGGACUUUAACACAGUAAA